AUGGCGAGCGCCUUCGGAAAUGGCAGUGUGUGGGCCAUCAAGAUGUUCGACUCUUCCACUAAGAUCCCCGAUGGGUUGUUGUACGGAAACCUGGUGCACAUGGGCAACUUCGACGAGUGCCUGUCGGUGCGCAAGGGCGAAAGCGGAGGGCCAGAGGACUUCGACGGGCAGCACUGCCUCGUCGCGCUGGAGUUCCCCUCGAGAGUGGAGCUCGCAUCCGACUCUCCAGACGAGUUGGGUUCAGCGGCUCACGCCGUGGAGGGAAGCCGAAUAGUCGUCGGCAAGGCGGCGAGUGCCUUCCCCGGGCUGUCGCUGCAAGUGGCCUGGUGCACGCCCUCCACCUGCUCGGCGGAGGAAGUUGGCAAGGUCGCCAACGCCGCCACGAGCCUCGUGGACCUCAAGGCCUCCGUGGCCCCGUCCGAGUGCCACACCCACGCGCGGAAGCACCUGCGCGCCCUCGACGUUUUCGCUAUAUGUUUACUAGUUUUCUUCUUAGCAUGUGCUGCCGCGAGUACUGCAUAUGAUGUCUUAACUCAGCAUAGAGUUCAACGGAGGAUGAUAUUUCUUGCUUUCUCGGUGUACUCCAAUUGGCCCAAACUAAUUUCGAUAACUUCCGGCCGAGAUCAGUUGGCCAGUCUCAACGGAAUUCGCACCAUCAGCAUGGGUUGGGUGGUACUCGGCCACGUUUACUUGUUGAACGUCAUAUCACCGACUCUCAACAUUGCCGGUUAUGCACCUGACUUCAUGAAGUCUUUCGAGCGGCUGUACAUCACGAACGCCACCGUGUCGGUGGACUCAUUCUUCAUGAUGAGCGGCGUUUUGUUGAGCUUCCUCUUCCUCAAGGAAGUGGAGCGCACCAACCACUUCAAUAUCGUCAAGUUUUACGUCCACAGAUACGUCAGGCUCACCCCCGCUUUGGCAAUCGUGCUGCUUCUGACUGUGAGCCUUCUGAACUACAUGGGAACCGGCCCUCUGUGGAACACUGUUUACGAUUAUCAGCGAGAAGCUUGCGAACAGAAUUGGUGGACCAACCUCCUCUACGUAAACAACUUCGUGCAUACGGACAAAAUGUGUCUAGGCCACACUUGGUAUCUGGCAGUGGACAUGCAGUUAUUUUGGCUGUCUCCAUUGGUACUGCUGCCUCUUUGGAAACUGCCUAGGUGGAUUGUACUUUCGUGGUUAUCUCUCUUGCUGCUGGUUGGAUGGGCAGUGCCCUUUACGAUCGUCUAUGUCAAGGAGCUCACCCCUCUCUUUGCCGCUGGAGGGUUACAGACGCUUUUUGAUACCAUGAAGUAUUACUACUGGCCGUGGCAUAUAUUACUGGGCUGGACCUUAUCCACCGUUCUGAUGUUGGCUGCCCUGUACGGAGCCUACCCUUUCCAACAGCCAACCUAUGUGUACAACGGCGUGGAGAUCGCGUUCUGGCUCUCUCUCUUCCGAGUCAUGUGGUCCCUAGGCCUGGGAUGGAUCAUUUUUGCCUGCGAUCAGGGCUAUGGAGGAAUCGUCAACACGAUCUUGUCAUGGAGCUUCUUCCAGCCCCUGUCUCGACUGUGCUACGGAGUCUAUCUCCUUCACUUCCCCAUUUUGGAAAUAUACAGUGGAGUAAUUCAGUCGCCCGUUUAUUUAGCUGAUAUAAAUGUGAUUCCCCAGUUUCUUGGAAUGCUCGUAAUGUCGGGACUCUGGACGAUUCCAAUGGUUCUGCUCUUCGAAUCACCGAUUAUAUUUAUUGAAAAAUCAAUAAUUGGAGCAGUGUCGGAAAGACAACGUGAACCUGAAGUUGAAUAUCGAAAUCUAGACAAUCAUGAAGUUGAGGAUCAAGAUUCUGCACACGGCUAAUGCUAGUACAAAUUGCAGUUUCCAAAGAACCAUCCAGCUGAAUUCUAUGUUUUAGUUCAUCUGAACAGGAAGUGUCUUGGAUAAAAAUACGAGGGUCAUCCAAUAAUUAAGUUUCUCUAUUUUAUAAAAAAUACAAGCGGGUUAUUUACCCUUGAGACACUAUUUUAUUUUCAUUCUACUACUCGUACACUACUUCUUGACACAGUGCCCGUUUCUGUCCAAACAUUUUAGUAGCUUGACAGCAGUUUUUUGAUACCUUCGUUACACCAGAUUAUGUCUUGGCGCCGUAUUCAGUGGUUCAUUUCGUCUUUCACCUAUUCAUCAGUCGCAAACCAAAAUACUCCAAAAUGCAACUUCAGUCGUGGAAAAACAUGGAAGUCAAUGAGGGAGAUUUCCGAAAGAAUAACGUGGAUGGUGGAACGGUUCCAGUUCUUCUUCUUCUUCUUCUUCGACGGUUUCUACCCCUU
This is a messenger RNA of Gryllus bimaculatus (two-spotted cricket), 2303 nucleotides long. The record is from the annotation of a GenBank genome assembly. NCBI's taxonomy places the organism in Eukaryota, Metazoa, Arthropoda, Insecta, Orthoptera, Gryllidae.